CACCCGAAGAGGGCUUGCAAUCGUUAUAUUAGCUCGCAUUUGAAGAAGAUUGUUUAUCUACCAGUAAUGUUAGGUGGUGGAAAUCGGAAGCUUCCGUCCUUUCCAUAUUGUUACAUUUGUCCUCCAAGUGUCCCAAAGAAAAAUAAGCAGAUCAAUGUGAUCGGAGAUGAUGCACUUGUUACCUGAGAACUAGGCGAAUCUUUGGGCGAUGUUUAUCACAUCAAAUGGACUCUCCGAGUGCUCUGUAUGCUAAAUCUUCUUUGCCGAGCACUCAGUGGAGUGAGUCCUGAGAACAGGAGAGGAUUUUUUCGCCACCGAAGCGAACUGAAGUGAGUUAUGUCCUCUUUCCAAUAUCAGAUAUGCGUUCGUAAAGACAAUUCGCGGAGACUGUGAUAUAUUCGCUUCCCGGGGUUAAAUAUCCACCUUCAGAGAGUGACACAAGGAGGUUAACUCGAAAAGAAAAACGCAAGCACGAUAAAGCUCGAGAUAAAGUUUAUUGAGAACCCUUUGGGAAAGAGAAAUGACCAAUGCUGAUAACUGCACUCCGGAUAAAAAGUGUGCGUGGCCGAUGGGUGAGUGAUGAUCCACGGGAAGCGAACCUGAGACAGCAGGAGCUCAUUGCUCAGGCAAAGGGGGGCCAUUUAUCAGUGUGACUGAGACAGCUUCUCGAGACCACCCUCCCCCCCACCCCCCCACCCCCAACAUCUACCACCCGUGCCAGGACUGUCAGCCGCCACCCGCCGAGACGACACGCCGACCUAGACGCCGGCGGAGACGAGAGCCAGCCCAAAUAAAACCCGGAAAAGCCAGACGCCCCCCGAACCAGCGGUACGCCACGCUGGGCAUGCUGACUUCCUCCCAGAGUCCUCAGUUCAGCAGAGAGUGGAUUAUGGUGCAAUAAACGUCAGCUCCGCUUGCGGUUUUUCAGAGAAGUCGAUCAGAGACGUCGUUUGAGCAGGGACAGGAAGGGGGAAGGGGGCAGCCAUGCGCUGGCUGGCACUGCUGACGCUGCAGGCCGCGUGGGCCGGCCUGUGCCAGGCCAUGCAGCACUACCCCUCCGUCUGGGGCCACUACGACGUCUGCAAGUCGCAGGUCUACACCGACGAGGGCCUGACCUGGGAUUACAUGGCCUGCCAGCCCGAGGCCACCGAUAUGACCAAAUAUUUGAGAGUGACACUCGACCCCCCCAACAUCACCUGUGGUGACCCACCGGAGACGUACUGUGCUUUGGAAAACCCUUACAUGUGCAAUAACGAGUGUGAUGCCAGCACUGAGGAGCUGGCACACCCGCCUGAACUGAUGUUUGACUUUGAAGGCCGGAACCCAACAACAUUCUGGCAGUCAUCUUCCUGGAAGAAGUACCCAAAGCCACUGCAGGUGAACAUCACCCUGUCCUGGAACAAAACCAUAGAGCUGACGGAUGACAUUGUGAUCACAUUCGAGUCCGGCCGCCCGGAGCAGAUGGUCCUGGAGAAGUCACUGGACUACGGGCGGAGCUGGCAGCCGUACCAGUUCUACGCCACCGAUUGCCUGGAUGCCUUCAUCAUGGAGCCCAAGACCGUCCACGAGCUCACGCAGCAGACGCUGCUAGACAUCAUCUGCACCGAGGACUACUCCCGCGGCUACGUCUGGAAAUACGACAAGACUGUGCGCUUUGAGAUCAAGGACCGCUUCGCCCUUUUCGCCGGCCCCCGGCUCCACAACAUGGCAUCACUGUACGGACAGCUAGACACCACCAAGAACCUGAGGGAUUUCUUCACCAUAACCGACCUCAGAAUACGGCUCCUUAGACCAGCCACGGGGGCCACCAUGGUGGACGAGUACAACCUUUCUAGAUACUUCUAUGCCAUAUCGGACAUCAAAGUGCAAGGAAGGUGCAAGUGCAACCUCCACGCCAACAGCUGCGUCUUCGACAAAGAAAAGCUGGCGUGUGAGUGUGAGCACAAUACCACGGGCCCCGACUGCAGCAGAUGUAAGAAAAACUACCAGGGCCGAGCGUGGAGCGUGGGCUCUUACCUGCCCAUCCCCAAGGGAACCGCCAAUAUCUGUAUCCCUAAUUAUCUUGGACCUGUUAUCCGGCCGAAUGUUUCAUCUCUAGGGGUCGCAAACCGAAAUCAAGCCCGUGUGUGCGACAACCUGAUGAUGCGCUGUCAGAACGGGGGCGUGUGUCACAACAACCAGCGGUGCCACUGUACCCCCGGCUUCACCGGGCUGCUGUGCGAGAAGCCCCGGUGCGAGAGCGAGGCCGGGGGCUGCCCCGGCGCCAAAUCGGGCCAGGCCGCCCUCCUCCCGCCGGGACGCGUCGCCCAAUUGCCGCUGCUGAUGACCAUCGCCGCCUCCCUGCUCCUGCGGGCGCUUUGAGGCAACGCGAGGCCCAAGAUGCGGAACUAACGAGAGUCCGUUGCUGAUGACCUACGGCGAACGUGUCAGAAACGGAAUAUGACCUCAAAUAUUCCUGAAAUUAAAAACAGAUGUAUUUAAGAAAAGGAAUAUGACCUUGAUAUUCCUGAAAUUAAAAAACAGAUGUGUUAAAAUAAAUAACUGAGCACUUGCAUCAUAAAUAGCGGAAGCUGAGCACAAGAAUCUUCAAACGUGGGAUCCAGCUCAACGUGAGGACGGCAGCCGUAUGGCGGUAAAUGAAUAAAUAAAUAUAUAAAUGAAUAAAUAAAUAAAUGAAUAAAUAAACAGUAUCAGCUGCAGGCCAUUUUGGGGAUGGGGGGACUUGGGAGCCAGAUCGCUGUUGGUCAGUCUGACACAGCACAACACAGACCUGUCUGGAUCACCUGGGCGAACGCUUAAUGGAAAAGCGGAAACUUUUCUUUGCAGUCAGCGCAUUGUGGUUGAAAGGAUAUCCAUCCCGGGCUGCCUGCGUUGACCUGUCACUGCUUCAUUACGCACCUCUUAAUACCCUACUCCCCUCACCUGUUCCUCCCUUGCCCCGCCCACCACCACCCUUCCCCCUGCCUAACUCUUACCUGUGCUUCUGUGAACGUUCCUCUGUAUACCUUGUUGGUUGAAAGAUUUUUUCGUCUGUUGUCAGUGGCACGUGUUAUAAUCCUUGCCCCAGAAAGCCAGCCAAAUCACCGGUAUUCCUGUCAUAUCUUAAAGGCACCGCAUCCACGACGAUGCUCCUGCUAACCUAAAAAAAGGAAACAUUGAUAUUUAAAGAUACAUGUAUUUAAUUUUUGUACAAAAAAUAUAUUAUUUUCAUGACAAAGCAAAAAAUGAAUGCGUAAAUGGGGGGACUCUGGGGAGUUUUUUGUUUUGUAUUAUUGCCAGUUUGUGUAACAAGGCAACCUUCUGAUAUAUUUAAUCCAGAUUGAGGACAUCAUAUUGAAGAAAUGUUUAAUUUUUGUUCUUAUUUGGCUGUGCAGUUUAUUCCUUAUUGGCAACAUGCUGGCAUCAAAGAAUAUCAGUUUGCAUAUAAACUAAAGUGUAAUAGGAUUCCACCAAAGGACAUUCUAAUUGUUUUCUUGUUGCUUUAACACUGGAAAAUGUAAGUGAAUAAAAGAGGAAAAUAA
Molecule: messenger RNA, 3521 nt
Organism: Anguilla anguilla (European eel)
Lineage: Eukaryota; Metazoa; Chordata; Actinopteri; Anguilliformes; Anguillidae
Gene: ntng1b
Product: netrin-G1
Exons: 7
Coding region: 985-2361 (458 amino acids)
Molecular function (GO): cell-cell adhesion mediator activity
Source: RefSeq, a predicted model, not a curated record